GUGUCUACUCAUAAAUGAUUCAACUAGCAAAAUGGAUGGCGUGGAAAGGGUAGGGAAUGAUGAGCUUGUAAUUGUGUUUGACUAAGCAGAGUAUCCAAUUGUCUUUUUCGCAAAACAAAGUUUCUUUGUGUGAGGUCCAUUUUGAGCAAUGGGAAGAAAGCUAAGCAUCGUUGUGCUCUUCUUUGUUCAAAUGCUGCUUCUUCUUGUGCAAAACCAUGCAGAGAUUGUUGUGUCCACGGUUGAAGCUCCAGCUCCACAACCUCACAAAAACACCACCCACUUUGCUCCACCUCCUCAGCCUAACAAAAACACCACACACUUUCCCAAUCGUGGAAUCACUGAAGGCAGUCUUAAACCACAAGAAUGUGGACCACGUUGCACAGCUAGAUGUUCAAAUACGCAAUACAAGAAACCGUGUCUGUUUUUCUGCCAGAAGUGCUGUGCCAAGUGCUUGUGUGUGCCUCCUGGAACUUAUGGCAACAAGCAGGUUUGCCCUUGCUACAACAACUGGAAGACCAAAAGAGGAGGACCCAAAUGCCCCUGAAGCUUCAAAUUUCAUCAAUUAACUGUGUUUCUGGUUUAGAGGCUUCACUACUUUCUUUAAAACAAAAAGGCUGUGUUUGAUAGAUUAGCUUAAACUGUUGUUUGGACAUUUUAGAAUGCAGAACAAAGUUUCAGUGUCUUGAUGCCUUUGUAGUUAGUUGCUGCCACAAUUUCAUGUAUUUAUGUAGCUACCACAUUACCUUAAUUUAAUAAUGUUUGUCUUUGUGUGCUU
This is a messenger RNA of Vigna angularis (adzuki bean), 775 nucleotides long. Its product is annotated as gibberellin-regulated protein 6. The coding region runs from base 149 to 544 and encodes 131 amino acids. The transcript is spliced from 5 exons. Lineage: Eukaryota; Viridiplantae; Streptophyta; Magnoliopsida; Fabales; Fabaceae. The record is from RefSeq and is a predicted model, not a curated record.